Molecule: messenger RNA, 213 nt
Organism: Blepharisma stoltei
Lineage: Eukaryota; Ciliophora; Heterotrichea; Heterotrichida; Blepharismidae
Source: the annotation of a GenBank genome assembly
AUGUUGUACAACUAUUGAUACUUGAGCAAGCUAUGCAGUUUGCAUCUAUAUCACUGCAUGCUCUACAGCUGCCUUCAACCUCGACAAAACCAUCUAGACAUGCAUUACAAACUGGGCCAUUUGUGCAAGAUUUACAAGCGGUUAGAGCGUCACUGCAUUUUUUACAGCUUGAGCCGUCGACAUAGUAGCCUGAGUUACAUUCUGUGCAAGUAG